Messenger RNA from Sorex fumeus (smoky shrew), 4573 nucleotides. RefSeq names its product DExH-box helicase 57 (gene DHX57). NCBI's taxonomy places the organism in Eukaryota, Metazoa, Chordata, Mammalia, Eulipotyphla, Soricidae. The record is from RefSeq and is a predicted model, not a curated record. The coding region runs from base 42 to 4205 and encodes 1387 amino acids. The transcript has 24 exons. Gene Ontology annotation, molecular function: protein binding; metal ion binding; RNA binding. Gene Ontology annotation, cellular component: intracellular anatomical structure.
GGCGACGGCGCGGGCCCGCGGCGCGGCGGCUGCAGGCCAGCAUGAGUUCCGUGAGAAGGAAAGGCAAGCCGGGCAAAGGCGGGGCCAAGGGGUCUUCCCGAGGCGGGAAGGGAGGCCGGGGCCAAGCCGGCAGGUCCCGCGGCAGCGGCGGUGGUGGCGGCAGCAGGAAGGCCUCCAGCAGGACAUGGGACGACGGCGACGACUUCUGCAUCUUCAGUGACUCCCGGCGCCCCUCCGCCUCCAGACCCCGCAGCAGCAGCGGAGGCGGCAGCGGCGGGCAGAGGGUGGAAGCGCGGCCCCGGUGGCGCUCGGAAGCCAAAGUGCCCCUGCAGAGGCUGCACAUGACCUCGGAGAACCAGGAGAAGGUGAAGGCGCUGCUCCGAGACCUGCAGGAGCAGGACGCCGAUGCGGGCUCCGAGAGAGAUGUCUCGGGGGAGGAGGAGGAGGAGGAGGAGGAGGAGGAUGAGCCGGUCGGAGACGAGGAGCAGUACUGGGUGGCCGGCCGAGAGGCGUCCCUGGUCCCCGACUACGACCCUUCAGAGUACGGAGGCUCAGGGGCUGUGGAGCCCCCCGAGUGCCCCGUCUCCACAGUCGCUGUGCAGAAGCUGUCCAGGUACGGCUUCCACACUGACCGCUGCCGGCUGGCCCUGAGGGCCUGCGACGGAGACGUGGGCGCGGCGCUGGAGCUGCUGCUCACACAGUGCUUCGCCGAGGCCUUCGGGGACAGGGUGGCUGUGCCCGAGGCCGCCGGCGCCAGCCUGGACGAGUGUGUGGAGCAGCGGCAGGAGGAGGCCUUGGCCCUCAGGUCCAUCUGCGGGGACAGGUUCACCGAGAGGAUCCGGAACCGAGUCUGGACCGUGGGGCUGGACCUGGACUACCUGACCAGCAGGUUCUGCAAGGCCAGGCCCAAGGACGACGCCGGGCACGCCCAGGGGCUGCCGCAGGAAGUCUGCAGGUUUUACCUCAAAGGCAGCUGUAAAUUCGGAGCCAAGUGCAAGUUCCGGCACGAGGCGUCCCUGGGCCUGGUGGGCCGGGCAGACAGGCCUGCUGCCCGCGCCCCUCUCCCUGCCCCGAGAGAGGGGUCUUUUUUGUACGAGCUUGAAGUCCGGUUCCCUCGGGACCACCGCUACCCCCACCAGGCGCCCCUCGUGGCGUUUUAUUCCACCAAUGAGAACCUACCUCUGGCUUGUCGUUUGCACAUCUCCGAGCUGCUCUUCAGCAAGGCCCUGGCGCUGGCGGAGAGCGCGGAGCCCGCCGUGUACUCGCUGGUCACCCUCCUGGAGGAGGAGGUUGCCGUGGCCCCGCUGCUGACCAUCGGGCCCCACAAGCACAGUGGGGCCCCGGCCGGCGCCCCGCCCCGCCCAUCGGGGCCCGCCUGCCACGGAGCCGCCGUCCCCAGCCGCUCUCCCGUGUCCAGCCAGAUCCCGGAAGUCGAAGAGGAGUCGGAGCCUGAGGAGGAGGAGGAAGAGGAAGCGGAGGAAGAGGAGGAGGGACCCAAAGGGCCCGCCCCCGUGCUGGUGGAGAGCGAGAGCUACGUGAACCUGAAGAAGGUCUCCAGGCGGCACGACUGGUCGGAGCGAUCAGCCCACGCUGAAAACGCGAGGCUCUGCAAGCAGUUCCGGGCCAAGCAGAAUUCCAGGCAGUUCCAGGCGAUUCUGCAAGAACGACAGUCCCUCCCUGCGUGGGAAGAGAGAGAGACCAUCCUUAGACUGCUGGCCAGGCACCAGGUGCUGGUGGUCAGCGGGAUGACCGGGUGCGGGAAGACCACGCAGAUCCCGCAGUUCAUCCUGGAUGACUCUCUGAGCGGGCCGCCCGAGAAGGUGGCCAACAUCAUCUGCACCCAGCCCCGGCGGAUCUCGGCCAUCUCGGUGGCCGAGCGCGUGGCCAAGGAGCGGGCCGAGAGAGUGGGCCUCACCGUGGGCUACCAGAUCCGGCUGGAGAGCGUGCAGUCCCCGUCCACCCGGCUGCUGUACUGUACCACUGGCGUGCUGCUGCGCAGGCUGGAGGGAGACGCGGCCCUGCGCGGGGUCACCCACAUCAUCAUCGACGAGGUCCAUGAGCGCACCGAGGAGAGUGACUUCCUGCUGCUGGUCCUGAAGGACCUCGUGCUGCAGCGGCCGGGGCUGCAGGUGAUCCUGAUGAGCGCCACCCUCGACGCCGAGCUCUUCUCCGAGUACUUCGGUUCCUGCCCCAUCGUCACCAUCCCCGGCCGCACGUUCCCCGUAGAUCAGUUCUUUCUGGAAGAUGCCAUCGCUGUGACCAGGUAUGUGCUGCAGGACGGGAGCCCCUACGCGCGCUCCGGGAAGCAGCUGGCCAAGGAGCGGCUGCGGGCGCGGCGCCAGCGCACGGCCCUGGAGGAGGUGGAGGAGGACCUGAGGCUGUCCCUGCAGUUCCACGACCAGGACGCUGCCCGCGACGCCGUGCCCGACCAGCAGCUGGACUUCAAGCAGCUGCUGGCUCGCUACAAAGGGGUCAGCAAAUCGGUCAUCAAAACCAUGUCUGUCCUGGACUUCGAGAAGGUCAACCUGGAGCUAAUCGAGGCCCUGCUGGAGUGGAUCGUGAGCGGGAAGCACUCCUACCCCCCGGGCGCGAUUCUCGUGUUCUUGCCGGGUCUGGCUGAGAUCAAAAUGCUGUACGAGCAGCUCCAGGCGAAUUCGCUCUUCAACAACCGGCGGAGCGAGCGGUGUGUGGUCCACCCCCUGCACUCGUCCCUGUCCAGCGAGGAGCAGCAGGCCGUGUUCGUCCGGCCCCCGGCAGGCGUCACCAAGAUCAUCAUCUCCACUAACAUCGCCGAGACGUCCGUCACCAUCGACGACGUGGUCUAUGUCAUCGACUCGGGGAAGAUGAAAGAGAAGAGGUACGACGCCAGCAAGGGGAUGGAGAGCCUGGAGGACACGUUCGUGUCGCAGGCCAACGCGCUGCAGCGGAAGGGCCGGGCCGGCCGCGUGGCCUCGGGUGUCUGCUUCCACCUGUUCACCAGCCACCACUUCCGGCACCAGCUGCUCAAACAGCAGCUUCCCGAGAUCCAGAGGGUUCCCCUCGAGCAGCUCUGCCUCAGGAUCAAGAUCCUGGAGAUGUUCCAGGCGCACGACCUGCAGUCCGUCUUCUCCCGCCUCAUCGAGCCGCCGCACCCGGACUCCCUGCGCGCCUCCAAGAUCCGCCUGCGCGACCUGGGCGCCCUGACCCCCGAGGAGGAGCUCACGCCCCUGGGCUACCACCUGGCCUCGCUGCCCGUGGACGUGCGCAUUGGGAAGCUCAUGCUCUUUGGCUCCAUCUUCCGCUGCCUGGACCCGGCGCUCACCAUCGCCGCCAGCCUGGCCUUUAAGUCUCCUUUCGUAUCCCCCUGGGAUAAGAAGGAGGAGGCCAACCAGAGGAAGCUCGAGUUCGCCGUGGCCAACAGUGACUACCUGGCCCUGCUUCGGGCGUACCAGGGCUGGCAGCUGAGCUGGAGAGAGGGUGCCCGUGCGAGCUCCAGCUACUGCCGGCAGAACUUCCUGUCCGGGCGGAUCCUCCAGGAAAUGGCCAGCCUCAAGCGGCAGUUCACCGAGCUCCUGUCGGACAUCGGCUUUGUGAAGGAGGGUCUGCGGGCACGGGAGAUCGAGAAGAGGGCGCAGGGCGGAGACGGCGUGGUGGAGGCCACCGGGGACGAGGCGAACUCCAAUGCCGAGAACCCCAAGCUGAUCUCGGCCAUGCUGUGCGCCGCUCUCUAUCCCAAUGUCGUGCAGGUGAAAAGCCCCGACGGCAAGUUCCAGAAGACCAGCACGGGGGCGGUGAGAAUGCAGCCCAAGUCCGACGAGUUGAAGUUCGUCACCAAGAACGACGGCUACGUGCACAUUCACCCCUCCUCUGUCAACUAUCAGGUCCGGCACUUCGACAGCCCCUACCUGGUGUACCACGAGAAGGUGAAGACAAGCCGCGUGUUCGUCCGGGACUGCUGCAUGGUGUCCGUGUACCCGCUGGUGCUCUUCGGGGGCGGCCAGGUCAGCGUGCAGCUGCACAGGGGCGAGUUCGUGGUCUCCCUGGACGACGGCUGGAUCCGCUUCGCUGCAGCUUCCCGGCAGGUGGCCGAGCUGGUCCGGGAGCUGCGAGGGGAGUUAGACCAGCUGCUGCAGGACAAGAUCCGGAAGCCCAGCAUGGACCUGUGCACCUGCCCCCGCGGCUCCCGCAUCAUCGGCACCAUCGUCAAGCUCGUCACCACGCAGUGAGGGCACGCCGCAGGCCACUUGGUGGACGCCAGCACUGAGGGUUCUGCUUCGUGCUGCAGUGACGGACGCGGGAGGAAGAGAAUGACGGGGGUCUCCACCGAGACCCGACCCGACCUGGGCCACCGAGAGAAGCCACAGGCAGGCCAGAGAACGGGAACCGAGUGCAGGAGCAGGGACAGGACUGGAGCCAUAGUCCAGCGGGGAGGGCUCUUGCCUUGCCGCUGGGGCUGACCCCGGCAUCCCGGAGGGUCCCCCGAGCCCUCCGGGAGUGACCCCCUGACAAGACCAGUUUGUCCUAAAAACGAAACAGGAAAAGUCUGAAUCCUGUUUUGGGCUCUGGUGACUGAGUAAAGUUGAUUUCCACUUAA